AAUAAACGUCAUUGUCAUAAACAGCUGUUCAUUCCACAAAUAAUCAACAAUAAAAAUAAGAAAUUUGCAAAAAUUAACAAUGAAUGAAGAAAUUGAUGAAUAUGACAUAUAUCAUCAAGAUUUCACAACAGCUUCAGAAUGGGAAGUACUGAUAGCACGAUUAGAAGAGAUACUCUUUGAGUGGAAUUUAUCUAAAUCUAAGUUAACUAAAACAUGUACAGAAUACACAAAGAAAUGGAUUGCGAAAACGGAGGAAGUAAAGUUCCGUGGUUUGAGUUUUACACUGACGUACAACGCAUUAGAACCAGUUAAAAAUACAGACAGUGAAAGAGAACCGGAAGAAAAAUCUUUCUUAAAUGAUGUUCAGCAAAAUCUGUGGGAUUCCACUACAAACUUCAUGGACAAUAUUGACGGAAGUCCGUUUCCUGUAUCAAACUGGUUCGGGCUCAAGAGAUACCUCAUGCUGUAUCCUAAAGCUCCACUCAUCGAUGGCAGUCUAAUAAAGCUCAUAAUGAGUUCUGUUAACAUUGCAUUUUCGAUAGUAGACUGUGGUGUUCCAUUUUUUGUUAAAAUUAGGGAACACUGGCAACACACUUACUUAGGAAUUUUUGAAGACAAUGAUUACAAAGUUAGCUUCGACGUCAUACAUCUGAAGCGUAUAUCAAAUCAGUGUUCACAUCUCAGCGGCUUAGUCAGUAUGUUUAAGUCUAAAAUAUCAUCACCUGUGCCUCUAGACGCUGUCGUAAUAUCCACAAAAUUUUCUUAUGAGCUCAAAGAUUCAGACUCCUUUACGUGGAGGAAGAGGACUCAUUCGAAUGAGUUCUUAUCAAUUGACGGAUUUGAUGUUAAAAAGUUAAUAGAGUUACCAUUUGGCUCUGAGAAUAAUCCUCUGCAUAGUGCUCUACUUAAUGCAAUUUGGCCACAUUUCCGAGAAAGUGCCAUUGUUGACUCAUCAACAUUCUCUGAUAUUGAUCCUAUAAUGGCACCCACUUGGACAAUUAGUCUUAAGUUAAGAAACAACAUUAACUGUAUGCUAUCAGAAGUUAUAAGAAAAAUAAUGAAUUUAUUAGAUAGAGAUAGCUUACUGAUGGAUGUUUUAGGACUUAGCAGAAGUCUGGGCUUGGUCAAUCCGUUGAACAAAAUCACAGAAGCCCCAAUAACUAUUUCUAAAUUAGUAAAAGCUGCAGUAGGUAGGAGCACUCAUUUUUCAGAAUUCAAGGGCCCAAUAUCUGAUGAUUUGUUGAUGCCUUUGCUCUAUUAUGUGUUUCCUGAUGCUGUAGAGGACAAUACUUUCCCUUAUCCUGAUACAUUGGAAAUAGGGAAUAAAAAGGAUGGCAAUGAAUUCAAAUUAUGUAGCUAUGUCAAGACAAGUCCUGAGGAUGGUCUAGUGUGGAGGUUAUCUGUCACGUUGGCACGCUUGAUGGAUGCUGGAGGGUUACCGUACCUUGCACACUUCUGGUACGAGUUCACUCAAGAGCUGCAGUAUAGGUGGGAGCACAGGAUACUUGUGCCUGGAGUGGUGGAAGGUGCUCCGAACGCUCGUUCCUGUCUGCUUCAUCAGAAGUUGCAACUUCUGAACUGCUGUAUUAAACGAGCGCAAGAAGGAUCUGGCGCAUCAGGGUAUUCUUCAGAAGAAGAGUUCUUUGAUUGUUCAGAAGACGAAGAAGCAGAGGAUCAGUUGCCCUGGGACCGGCCAGUUGGUCGUCUUCAUCGCCUAGACGAUAUCACACUGAAAAAUGGAGCACCACUGUACGUUCCCCGAACACAGGAUCCUGCGCCCAAAACUGAAGAUCAAUUAGAAGAAGACGCUGAGCUCAUGGUGCGCCUCGGUGAUGAUGCCAAAGCUUCUGAACUCCGCGCUAGAAUGAUGAGUGCUUCCCUUCUCUCGGAUAUGGAAGCGUUCAAGGCUGCCAACCCAGGUGCAGAAUUGUGCGAUUUUGUGCACUGGUACUCACCACGGGAUUGGAAGCCCGAUGACGGCGGGUCGUUAGGAGAUCGAAUGCUUUUGCCAGGAAACCCUUGGGUUGAAGCGUGGAAUGUCGCGCGACCAGUUCCUGCGGCGCGGCAGCGGCGGCUCUUUGACGAGUCGCGGGAAGCUGAGCAGGUUUUACAUUUUCUGCGAUCCCGAAGUACAGGGGGCGUGGCUGAACUGUUGUUACCAGCUAUUCUUAAAGCGGGUGCUAUAAAGGCUAUUUCAGAAGGCGCUCAAGCGACGAGUUCCUCAAUCGGUGGUGUGGAUAAACGGCGCACUUUUGAAAUAGCGGCAAGAGAGAUAUUAGAAGCUGAGAGAGAAGCUUGUCGAUCCAUGUGCGUCCGUAAGGUGCUAGGGGAAAGCGCCGAAGGUAAACCUUUAGAUGUAGCUGGUAGAACCAGGGUGCUGAACGCAAUGGGUGGUGCUCUACCUGCGCCGGUGUUGAGAGAAUUCACUUUGAGGGUUAAAGACGAAGUAGGUCCUCAAGUAAUGCGUGCUACUCUCUCUAAUGAAAUGACUAUUGUAGGAGCAUUUACUGAACGCAUAGUAUGUUUGUAGUUGUAGUUGUAAUGUACAGGAAUUGUCGGGUCAAUUUUAAUGUCAAAACUUUUACUCGUACUGAUUGGAAUUGCUAGAUCGACAGAUUGAGAUGUCAUCUCAUCUACCAGUGACCUACAAGCGACGCAAAAAAUUUACAUUUAAUAAGAAAGUUAUGAUUAUUAUUAUUUUUAUUACAGUUUUAAUAUCAUUCAUAAGGUGGGAUUUGAAAAGUUAAAUCUAAAAUUUUUAAUCUGCAAAUGUUUUUAAAAUAAUAAUAUUUCCCAUGUAAUACUUUGUUAUUAUUUCGUUUAAUAUGUAGUAAACUUUAAUAUGAAAUAAUAACUAAGGUUUUUUAUUCGUUUUUCAAGUCUCAGAAAAUGUAAACUAUUAUGUUAAAAUACAACAUUUGGUAUUUGUUAGUGGAUAAACAUAGGUAUGCAGAUAGUUUUGUGAUCGCCUAGGCCUAAGAAAGAUGUUGACUGAGUUAAUAUAUUUUGUCAGUAAUUAGAUAGAUUAAAAUUUUUAUUUAGCCAUAUACGCUAGAAUUGCUAGUUUUGUUGUAUAGAUUAUUAUAUGUUUGUAAAAUAGGGUAUAUUUUCAUGUUAAAAUAAAUAAUAUCGGUAAGAGUUAAAUGUUAUAAAGUAAAGUUUAAGCGUGCAGUCAUACUUUUAUUUCUGUACUAUAGUCUGGCAAGUUCGUUGAUAACACUCUCAUGAUAUGCGGGCGACAGGGGGAAAGACUGCGCGGGUGUAAAAUCGUGCGUGCGGGAAGUGACGUGCAUGAGUUGUGGGUUUUUAAUUCAUCGCUACACGCCCCCGGCUCGCGCGCAAUGGCUAGGGCAAUUUUGGUAUUUUGUGUUUUUGUAUGACCCAAAAAUACAAUUUCCAAAUUUUUGUAAACAUGCCUAAAAUGUUUUCUACUAGAAGUCUAGAACAUUAUACAAAGUGAAAUCAAAAGUCAAAGCAAUACAUAGAUAUCUGUCAUAACAUCUGUCGUAAUAACUAUCAGAUGUUAUUUUUAAAAUAAGUAUAACUGUGCAGAGAUAUUGCCAAGCUCUGGCAUUCCUUCACUCUAUCGUGUUUGAUUUCUAAUGGGUAAUCAUAACUUGAGCGUCUUUAUAUUGAUUUUUUGAUUAUUUUAGCUAAUGUUUUAAAAAUCUGCCGGCUGUACAGUACCUUAGCUCUAAUAAGUUGUGUGUGAUUUGACUGUGCACAAGUAUUAUUCACUUAUAGACUAAGAGCCAGCGAGAGCCAGACCUACGUCAUUUUAUAAUAACUGAAAGUUUGUCAGCUCAUGCUUCUACCAUAGGCUAGUACGGUAACCAAUUAUUGAGUUGGACAGUGGUUAUUUUGGGAGGUAGCAGGUUUCAAGGGUCUAGAACCUCAAUAAUAAGUAUAAAGUGUAAUUUAUUUAUAUUUUCCUCAGCAUAAUAUGAGAACUUCUCAGUUGCCAGUCACUUAGAUUCGUGACAACUCGUCGAAAACACUAGUUAAGAUGAAACUUCAACGGUCUCUAGCGAAGGGUUGCCAUGAAGCCAAGUAUUUGGGGAAUGGGGAUAUCACCCAGAAUUGGUUACUGUACUUAGUAGUAAGCAAGUUGAGGAGAUGCAGUUGAAUGAUGAUGCAGAACAUACAAUUUUUUCCUAUCCCGAGGUUUCGAGGUUGCGAGCUGAAAGAGAGAAACUAACGAAGGACCUGGGCCAAGAGCUGACAGCAAACAAUGUAAUAAAUAUAAUGCUGGAAUGCAGUGAGAAAUGGAAUAUAGCUAGGAGUUAUCUGGAUAAUAUAAUGAAGAUCAAGGAGAAGGAUGAAAGAGAGAAUGGAAGGUAAAUAGGGCUCGCGACGUUGGUGGUAGGCUUUAUGGCAGGGACACCAGCGUCUAGACGGAGGAGUUUUAGCUGGUAGGAGGGGUUUUUAGCUGGUAAGAGCUUUUCCCCCUACGAAAAAAAAGUUGAGGAGUUGACAAACUUUCAGCUUUUAUAAAAUGACGAAGAUCUGGCUGUCACCGGCUCUCCAUCUAUUAGGAACAGCGCUGUUGUUGUUAAUAUGUAAAUUUUAUACAGAGAUAACAUGAAUAUACAUACGAAUAUUACAA
Molecule: messenger RNA, 4606 nt
Organism: Bicyclus anynana (squinting bush brown)
Lineage: Eukaryota; Metazoa; Arthropoda; Insecta; Lepidoptera; Nymphalidae
Gene: Rab3GAP1
Product: rab3 GTPase-activating protein catalytic subunit
Exons: 4
Coding region: 80-2530 (816 amino acids)
Biological process (GO): positive regulation of GTPase activity
Molecular function (GO): GTPase activator activity
Source: RefSeq, a predicted model, not a curated record